CUAUAAUGCUGAAUUCAUUCGUGGAGUCCCCGUAUGUGGUCUUUUCCGCCAACAUGGGGUUUCAAAGCAAGCCCAUCCUGAUAGAUGGCCGUGCCCAUAUGCUUGGGAGGUUGUCAGCAAUUGUGGCUAAAAGUGUACUGACCGGCCAUAAGGUUGUGGUUGUACGAUGCGAGGGCAUCAACAUCUCUGGUAGCUUCUACAGGAACAAGUUGAAGUAUCUGUCAUUCUUGAGAAAGCGUUGCAAUGUGAAACCAUCCCGUGGCCCAUUCCACUUUAGGGCCCCAAGCAAGAUUCUGUGGCGCACAGUCCGAGGAAUGGUUCCUCACAAACUAAAGCGUGGUGAGGAGGCACUAAGCCGACUUAAGGUAUAUGAUGGUGUGCCCCCACCGUAUGACAAACAGAAGAGAAUGGUGGUGCCUUCUGCACUGCGUGUUUUGAAGCUGAAACAACGCAGAAAGUACUGCAAUCUUGGACGGCUGUCACAUGAGGUCGGCUGGAAGUACCAAGGCGUUAUUGAAACCUUGGAGGCAAAGCGCAAGGCCAAGUCCAAGGUCUUUUAUGAAAAGAAGAAGGCAGAUAAUAAACUGAGGGAGCAGGCAACAAAAAACCUGGCAACAAAGAUUGCUCCAUAUCAGAAGAUAAUUGAAGGCUAUGGAUGUCGUUAAUACAUUGCCACCUAUAACUGUAAAUUGAAUAAAAAAAAUCUCAUAAAAUUCAU
Molecule: messenger RNA, 718 nt
Organism: Priapulus caudatus
Lineage: Eukaryota; Metazoa; Priapulida; Priapulimorpha; Priapulimorphida; Priapulidae
Product: 60S ribosomal protein L13a-like
Exons: 7
Coding region: 6-665 (219 amino acids)
Biological process (GO): translation; negative regulation of translation
Cellular component (GO): cytosolic large ribosomal subunit; ribosome
Molecular function (GO): mRNA binding; structural constituent of ribosome
Source: RefSeq, a predicted model, not a curated record